AUGAAGUGUUUCGCGUAAGUUUUCUGAAUAUUUCACAAGUUUCAAUAAAAAAAAUCAUACUCUUAGUGUCAUCUUCGCCCUCUUCGCUGCUGCUUCAGCUCAACUUGCUGCAUGGCCAGCAACCUCAUACUCUCCAUUCUAUCAAGCUUUGUACAGUGGAGCUGCAGCUCCAGCUUAUGCUCCAGCAUAUGCUGCAGCUCCAACUUAUGCGGCCUCCCCAGUUGUCGCUGCGGCUGCCCCAGUUGUUGCCGCUGCCGCUCCAGCUGUUGUCCCAGCUUAUUCUCCAUUCCAAACUGCAGCUUACUUCUACGGAUCGAACAAAGGAAAGAGCGGAGUCAAGGCAUAA
Molecule: messenger RNA, 346 nt
Organism: Caenorhabditis angaria
Lineage: Eukaryota; Metazoa; Nematoda; Chromadorea; Rhabditida; Rhabditidae
Source: the annotation of a GenBank genome assembly